CACCAAUUACUCUAUCCUUUUAAUAAUAUAAUCAAUCUGUUUCUCGAGUUCAUAGUCGAGUACUCAAUAUAUACAUCAUGGCUUCGAGUUCAAUGAGUUCAAGAAGGUCAACAUGGACGGCCCAAGAGAACAAGCUCUUCGAGAGGGCCUUGGCACGUUACGAUACCGAAACACCCGACAGGUGGCACAACAUUGCUCGGGCCGUGGGCGGCGGCAAAACUGCAGAAGAGUGCAAAUCUCACUUCCAGAUUCUUCUAGAAGAUCUCUACCAAAUCGAGUCCGGCCGUGUUCCCUUCCCCAAUUACAUGCAGUCAUCAUGAUCAUGCUUAGUCAAUUUUAAUGAACAAGUCAAUCCUGGUCAUUGAGAAAAGCCCCCUAAUUACUCCACCACUAAUUCAUCUCCUUUUAUUUAAUUAAUCUCUAUUUAAUGAUCUAAGUUGUGUGCGCAAACUGCAUGAGCUUUCUCAAUUUCUUAAAUUAUUAAUCCCUUUCAACACUAAGAAUCUGUCUUUCAGCACGAUUUUUAUUAUCAUUUUCUUAAUUACAACAUU
Molecule: messenger RNA, 551 nt
Organism: Impatiens glandulifera
Lineage: Eukaryota; Viridiplantae; Streptophyta; Magnoliopsida; Ericales; Balsaminaceae
Product: protein RADIALIS-like 3
Exons: 1
Coding region: 78-320 (80 amino acids)
Molecular function (GO): DNA-binding transcription factor activity
Source: RefSeq, a predicted model, not a curated record